CUACCCUGAUUCCUUAACCUUUUAAUUGAUUUUUGGACAUAUUAUUCAUUCUUUAAUUCUCUACUUGUAAAUGUCACUGUCAAUUUUCUUUCGUUUUUAGAGAGAGAAAAUCACUGCAAAUAAUCAGAGUCGGCGACCCUUUUGUUUUUCUUUCUCUCUCUUUCCCUCGUAAUUUUAUUUUUGAGACAAACUCAAGAGUUUCAACCUGGUUGCUGUCGACUACUUUGAUCAGAAUUUGAAGAAAGUCUAAGUUUUUCCUUGAACUAGUGCAAGACAAGAAUCUGAAGUGGGCUUUAUUUGUAAAUGGCAAUUCAGUCAUUGGUGCUGGCACGCUACUACUAAAAACCAGCUACAAUGAAGAAGGCCCUUGGUCAAACUGUUAGGGAUCUUAAAAGAGAAGUAAAUAAGAAAGUGUUGAAAGUUCCUGGGAUAGAACAGAAGAUUCUUGAUGCUACCAGCAAUGAAGCCUGGGGUCCUCAUGGAGCACUUCUUGCAGAAAUUGCUCUGGCAACCAAAAACUAUCAUGAAUACCAGAUGAUCAUGGCAGUUAUCUGGAAGCGGAUUAAUGACACUGGCAAGAAUUGGCGGCAUGUCUACAAGGCUUUGAUAGUACUAGAGUACUUGGUGGCUCAUGGGUCAGAGCGAGUCAUAGAGGAGAUUAGAGAACAUGCCCAUCAAAUAUCAACAUUGUCCAAUUUUCAAUACAUUGAUUCCAGUGGAAGAGACCAGGGAAACAACGUCAGGAAGAAAUCACAGAGUCUCGUUCUCCUUGUGAAUGAUAAAGAAAAAAUCACAGAGGUUAGAGAGAAGGCUGCUUCUAACAGGGACAAGUUUCGCAACAAUUCAACAGAUGGAAUGUAUAGGCCGGGUUCAUAUUCAAGCAGUGGAGCUUAUGGUGAUAGAUAUGAUGAUGAUCGUUAUGGAAGCAAGGAGGAAGAUAGAAGUGGUUAUGGUAAUGGCCAAGAAGGAGAAUGGCGCUAUAGAGAUGAUGAUCGGUAUAGUCGUGAUGGAGAUCGUUAUGGCAGAGGUUAUGAGGAACGCUAUAGCAGAGAUGGUUACAAGGAUGAUGAAUACAGAGGAAGAAGUCAAAGUGUGGAUGAUUACCAAUAUGGUUCAAGAAGCAGGAGCUCUGAUAGAGAUCAUGACCGUAGCUAUGAUGACGAUGGUCAACGCUCAUCUCGUGCUAAAGCUGAAGACCACUCACUGGAGAGAAGGCUAGAACAGAAACUUUCUGAGAAAAAUAUGGUUGCUCCUCCUAGUUAUGAAGAAGCUGUUUCUCAAAGCCCUCUACACAACGAAAGGGAUGGAGAAACUUCAGCAGCAUCUGCUCCAAGAGGCUCUUCUGCAAGCGAUAAUCCACACCAAACCUCUGCCCCUACAGGAUCUUCUCCUCUUGUAAGCGACAAUUCAACGGAAGCAACUGCUGCUGCCAGUACUGCUACAUCUGGAAACUGGGAAGUUGAGGCUUCUGAUGAAUUUGAUCCUCGUGGUCCUGGAUCAGCUGCCCCAGCUCCGGUUAAUAAUGUUGAAAUGGACUUAUUUGGCUCCCUGUCAGAGUCAUUCUCUUCAAAUGCAUUGGCUCUUGUGCCUUCUGCAUCAGAAACCACAAUCCCUCAAGACAAUGCAAACCUUGAGUCAACAGCAUCCUUUGCACCACUUCCAUCCGCAUCCAAUAAUUUCAAUCCGUUGUUUGAAGAUCCAUUCGGCGAUUCACCAUUUAAGGCCAUUCCCUCCACUGAAACUGCUCCAUCUCAACUCCAGACACAUCAGAGUCUUGAACCAUCGCAAUCAAGUGCUCCUAUUACAGAAACGGUCUCUAACUUUGGGUUUGGAGAUUCAUUUUCUGUUGUUCCCUACUCUACAUCUGGUGCAAGUGACACUAAGCCUUUAUCAUCCAACAUACAGUUUUUGCCUCAAGAUAUGUGUACUCCACCGCAGGAAACUGAUAUUCUUGCUGAUAUUCUUCCCCCUGCGCCAUUACCAGGGACGAGUUCACAGCAGAACUUUUCAGCUCCUGCUAAUGCUCAAUCUUCACCUGCCUUUUCAGCUUCAUCUGGGCAAAUGGCAUCGCAAUUUUUUUUUGUACCAACCGGCCAACUUACACAGCAAGGUUUCUCAGCUGCAACCAGUCAACCUAUACGACAAACCUUUUCAGUUCCCACUGGUCAACAUGCACAGCACCCCUUUCCAGUUCAUGCUGAUCAACCUGCACAGUUAAGUGGUCAUAUAUAUGGUGGAUUCCACUCUCAAUUUCAAAGUGGACCUAUGAACAGUGAAAACUUCCUGCCACAAGGAGCUACAGCUCCCCAAGCUCCAACAGUACAGCUGUCGCAGCAUGCAAACUAUUUUCCCCAGCAGUUUAACAGUGUUCAACAAGUAAAUGCUGUGUCUCAAUCGUCCAAGGAUAAGUUUGAGACAAAAUCCACAGUUUGGGCAGAUACACUAAGCAGGGGAUUGGUUAAUUUGAAUAUAUCUGGAUCUAAAAUAAAUCCAUUAGCAGAUAUUGGAAUUGACUUUGAUGCCAUAAAUAGGAAGGACAAGAGGAUGGAGAAGCCUACCACAACACCUGUAACAUCAACAGUAACCAUGGGUAAAGCUAUGGGAUCUGGCUCAGGUAUAGGCCGGGCUGGCGCGGGUGCUCUAAGACCGAUGGGAAUGGGCAUGGGAGGAGGCUAUGGAGGUAUAAAUGUACCCAUGGGUAUGGGGCCAGGAGUCCAGAUGCAACGACCUGUUGGGUCCAAUGUACCAAGUAAUUAUAACUACAUGAUCGGAACUAAUGGUUAUCCUCAACAGCCUUAUGGUGGUGGUGGUGGUGGCUAUCGAUGAGAUUCAGCAUUAUACCUAGAUAGUAAUGUAAUGUAUUAUUACUCAAUUGUUUUGUUACGAGUUGAGAGAGAUGCCAUGCCAAUACCACUGCCACUAGUGCUUACAUCAAUAGACGUAAUUUUCUGUAAAGUGACUCUGUGAUGUAUGCUUAUGCUUGUUCUAUAAUGUGCUAUUUCCAUUCUUUUUUGCGUCACAUUCUAUAGGUGCU
Molecule: messenger RNA, 3034 nt
Organism: Gastrolobium bilobum
Lineage: Eukaryota; Viridiplantae; Streptophyta; Magnoliopsida; Fabales; Fabaceae
Product: clathrin interactor EPSIN 2-like
Exons: 14
Coding region: 355-2826 (823 amino acids)
Biological process (GO): endocytosis
Cellular component (GO): endosome; plasma membrane; clathrin vesicle coat
Molecular function (GO): clathrin binding; phospholipid binding
Source: RefSeq, a predicted model, not a curated record